This is a messenger RNA of Strongyloides ratti, 1245 nucleotides long. Its product is annotated as AP-3 complex subunit mu-2. The coding region runs from base 1 to 1245 and encodes 414 amino acids. The record is from RefSeq and is a predicted model, not a curated record. Gene Ontology annotation, biological process: endocytosis; intracellular protein transport. NCBI's taxonomy places the organism in Eukaryota, Metazoa, Nematoda, Chromadorea, Rhabditida, Strongyloididae. Gene Ontology annotation, cellular component: cytoplasmic vesicle; clathrin adaptor complex. The transcript is spliced from 2 exons.
AUGUUAAAUUCUCUUUUCAUUGUAAAUAAUGUAUGUGAUAUAAUUCUUGAAAAACAUUGGAAAUCAGUUAUUCAUCGUUCUAUUUGUGAUUAUUUUUAUGAAGCACAAAAAAAAGUGUCAUGUCCUGAAGAUGUCCUUCCAGUAAUUGCAACACCUCAUCAUUAUUUAAUUAAUGUUUACCACAAUAAUUUAUAUCUCAUUGCUGUCACAACAACAGAAACUCCACCAUUAAUGGUUAUUGAAUUUUUGCAUAGAGUUAUUCAAACACUUAAAGAAUAUUUUAAUGAUUGUUCUGAUACUGUGAUAAAAGAAAACAUAGUUAUUGUUUUUGAAUUAUUAGAUGAAAUGCUUGAUAAUGGUUUUCCACUUGCAACAGAAUUAAAUAUUCUUCAAGAAUUAAUAAAACCACCAAAUUUCUUUAGAAAUAUUACAAAUACUGUUACUGGAAAAACUAAUAUAUCUGAAAAAUUACCAAUAGGACAAUUAUCAAAUGUUCCAUGGAGGAGAGCUGAUGUAAAAUAUAACAAUAAUGAAACUUAUUUUGAUGUUAUUGAAGAGAUAGAUUGCAUAAUAGAUAAACAUGGUUCAAUUGUAUCAGCUGAAAUUCUUGGGCACAUUGAAGUAUGUUGUAAACUUAGUGGAAUGCCUGAUUUAUCAAUGACAUUAAUGAAUCCAAGAAUUUUAGAUGAUGUAUCAUUUCAUCCUUGUAUAAGAUUUAGAAAAUGGGAAAAUGAAAAAGUGUUAUCUUUUAUACCUCCAGAUGGAAAUUUUAAUUUAUUGUCAUAUCGUGUUGGUUCACAAAGUUUAGUAGCAAUACCAAUAUAUGUUAAACAUAAUAUUAAUCUAACUCCUACUUUGGGACGUCUAGAAUUAACAGUAGGUCCAAAACAAUCUAUGGGGAAAAUUUUAGAAGAUGUCAUUUUAGAAAUUGUUAUGCCUAAAAACUUGGUAAAUUGUAAUCUUACUCCAACUCAUGGUAAAUAUACAUAUGAUCCAAUUACACAUUUAUUUCAAUGGAAUAUUGGUAAAAUUGAAACUGGAAAACCACCAAAUAUAAAAGGGUCUGUAAGUAUCAGUGGUACAUCAACUCUUGAAUCUCCUAUUAUAACUGUUAAAUUUAAAAUUAGUCAGUUGGCGAUAUCAGGAUUAAAAGUCAAUCGUCUUGAUAUAUUCGGUGAAAAUUAUAAACCGUUUAAAGGAGUUAAAUAUGUAACGAAAGCUGGAAAUUUUCAAGUUCGUACAUAA